GAGGAAGAGGCAGAAGAAGGAGAGAAGCGAGUGCGUGAAUGAGAACUGUGUUGUGUCCUCGAGCGGAAGCGACAGAAGUGUGCACUAAACCCAGAGCCGCAGCUCGAUGGGGACAUGAAGUCGCUCCGCUGCUUCUGCGUCUGUUCUCUGCUUCUGCUGAAAGUGUCCACGGGAUUUGGAGAUCUGAGGCGUCCUGAGAACGUCAGCAUGGACUCACUCAACACCCGUUAUGUGCUGCGGUGGGACUGGCCUCAUGAGACCGCCAUCAACCAGACCGUCACCUUCACUGCACAGUAUAUACUGGAGUAUCAGUCCCGGAAGGCCAGUAAUGAGAAGAAAUGGAGAUUGGUGUGUGUCAAUGUUUUGGAGCAUCACUGUGAUUUCACUGGAGCUAUACUGCAUUACAAAAUCUCUUUUCUGCUGCGUGUGCGGGCCAACACAAAACAGCAGUCCUCCAGCUGGGUCCAGAUCAGUUUCUGUCCUGAGGAUCAUGCUGCUUUAGGUCCUCCCUCCAGCGUGAAGCUGAGCCCGGUUAAAGGAGAUCUAGAGAUCAUCAUCACCGAUCCUCUGAGCAGCACUAACCAGUCCAUGAAAACUUUGCUAGAAGACAAGUUGAGCUACCUCAUCCAGUACUGGAGACGCUCUGAAGAGCCUCAGAAGGCUAAAGUUCUGGAGACGAAGAACAAUCUGGUAAUGUUGACUGAGCUGUACAGACAGACGUGGUACUGUGUGAGAGUUCAGAGCCGUGAUGUCUUGCAUAACAAGAGCAGUGUCUUCAGCGACACACAGUGCACACACACUGAAGGUCAGAUGCCGUACUGGGAGACAUUUCUGUACGUCCUGAUCGGUCUGCUGUUGUUCUUCCUGCUGUUGUACUUCUGCUUUUACAAGAUGUUCACGCUCCUCAAGAACACCUUCUACCCAGCCAUUCAACUCCCGGAUCACAUUCAGGAGCUGUUGUUCAGUGAGUCCGAGAAGCCGCAGCUGCUGUCUCCAGAGUGUCCAGUGUCUGUGUGUGUGCCGCUGGUCUUGGUCAGGACUGAGCUGGACGCUGUGGCAGUGAAUGAGGAAUCAAACGCUGGAGAACAGGACUCCAGUACACACAGCCGACACAGCAGUGGAGACUCAGGCGUUUACUCCACAGAGGAGGACUCCAGUCACAGAUCCACCACACACACUGACCUUCAGAUGAGCAGCCAAAAGCACAGAGAAAAGCUGCAUGAUGGGACGCUGCUGGAGCUCUGUGCUUGAGACAACAGGACUCUCUUCCUGUUCUCUCUUCCAACAUCUGUCCACUUAUUGUGUACAUUUAGCCAUAUUUGUCAUAUCUGUGUGUUAACACAGAUAUUUCUUAUGAUUCUUAUAGAAUCUUAAUUCAUUAUUGUCAUUUGAUGUCUUUCUUCGUUAGCUUUAACAACAGCAGGGUUUAAAAGAGAAUUAACUGUCAUCCGUUAGUUGACCGUUUCGUUUGAUUAUUUCCUCAAUCUCCUCUCCAUGUAAGAUUCAACAAAGAGAACAAAAACAAAUUGUGAACCCUUUUGAGCCAAAGACCACGAUAAAACAAACAACAUUAAGUUAGUUUGAAUUGCAUUGAGGCAUUUUUCCAAUUUGCCCUUUUUUACUAAAUGCACACAAAAUUCAAACAAUUUGACCAGUAACAACAAACUAGUCAAAAUCAGAGCUUUAUUGCCAAGAAUACUUGCGCAUACAAGGAAUUUGUUUUAGUGACAUAAGCUAAAACAAUUCAUGAUUCUAGUACACAGAGACAACAACACACGCACAAACACAAAUAAGUGUAUAAACAA
Molecule: messenger RNA, 1805 nt
Organism: Carassius auratus (goldfish)
Lineage: Eukaryota; Metazoa; Chordata; Actinopteri; Cypriniformes; Cyprinidae
Product: interferon alpha/beta receptor 1a-like
Exons: 7
Coding region: 115-1251 (378 amino acids)
Biological process (GO): cytokine-mediated signaling pathway
Cellular component (GO): plasma membrane
Molecular function (GO): interferon receptor activity; protein binding
Source: RefSeq, a predicted model, not a curated record